This is a messenger RNA of Zootoca vivipara (common lizard), 13972 nucleotides long. It is a transcript of the gene ZNF292, whose product is annotated as zinc finger protein 292. The record is from RefSeq and is a predicted model, not a curated record. Gene Ontology annotation, cellular component: nucleus. Gene Ontology annotation, biological process: regulation of transcription by RNA polymerase II. NCBI's taxonomy places the organism in Eukaryota, Metazoa, Chordata, Lepidosauria, Squamata, Lacertidae. Gene Ontology annotation, molecular function: DNA-binding transcription factor activity, RNA polymerase II-specific; DNA binding.
CACUGGGCGCGCGCCGGCCGUCGCACGUGACAGGACUAGCCCACGUUACCCAGCCCCUCUGCGAAUGCGGGGGGGGGAGGAAAGGGGACGGGUAAAGAGCGGGCGAACUGCCUGUUCGAACUCUCCUCCCCUUCGAUCCCAGCACAUGAUUCCCCCUCCCCGGAACGUGGUAUUGUGUAAUCACGUGACCCCCUUACGGUGCGCGCGCGGGGAGAGGGGGGUAGGUGGGCCGUUGAGGGAGGGCUCGCGAGUGCGGUGGCAGUUGGUUGGUAGUGGUAGGGUGGGGGGAGGGGGGCUGCGUACGCGACGGAGCGGGGUGCGAAGAUGGCGGACGAGGAGGCCGAGCAGGACAGCGGCAGCCACGGCCCUGGCGGCGAGAGCGGCCUCCUCCCUCUGGAUAUGCGGCGCUUGAAGGGGCGGCUGCUGGAGCUGGAGACGGGGCUGCGGGAGAGCCGGGAGCCCGCCGUGGAGGCGGCCGCCGAGUACUGUCAGCAGCUCUGCCAGACGCUUCUUGAAUAUGCAGAAAAUUGGAAGACAUCUGAGGAUCCCUUGCCUUUGCUGGAGGUAUACACAGAGGCUAUCCACAGUUAUGUUAAAGUGCGAUCUUACCUUACCUCUGAAUGUGAAAAUGUAGCCUUGGUGCUUGAACGCUUAGCACUAAGCUAUGCCGAACUUCUGCUAUCCCUGCCUCUUGAACUGCCUGAAAACCAAUGGAAAGAGUUUCAGUCCUUUAUUCAGAUGGCGCACACAAAAUUGAUGGAAAGUGGCAGCUGCCAAUUGCAUUUCUUAUCUCUUCUUGCUCAAGAAAAUGGGACUUGGAAGAAUCCAGUUCUUUCUAGUAUCCUUUCCCAAGAGCCUCUGGAUCAGGAUGAGGUGAAUCAGUUUUUAACCUUUGAAGGCCCUAUGCUACUGGAUGUGCGCAUUAAGCAUUUGAUGAAAACAAAGCAGUUAACGCAAGCAACUGCCCUGGCAAAACUGUGUUCUGACCAUCCAGAAAUCGCCAGCAAAGGCAGUUUUAAGCAAACCUAUCUAGUCUGCCUUUGUUCUGGGUCACCAAAUGAAAAACUAAUGCAGGAGAUUGCAGAUAUAGACUGCAAAGAUGCUUUAGAAAUGAUCUGUAAUCUAGAAUCUGAAGGAGAUGAAAAGAGUGCUCUUAUUUUAUGUGCAGCAUUUUUAUCUCGUCAACUGCAGCAGGGGGAGAUGUAUUGUGCAUGGGAACUGACACUCUUCUGGAGCAAACUACAGCAAAGGGUAGAGCCUUCUGUACAAAUAUACCUAGAGAGAUGCCGUCAACUUUCUGUGUUAACAAAGACAGUAUACCACAUUUUCUUCCUAAUUAAAGUAAUCAAUUCAGAGAUCGAUGCUGCUGGGCUUGCAACAUGCAUUGAACUUUGUGUGAAAGCAUUGCGUUUGGAAGCCAGUGAGAAUACAGAGGUCAAGAUUUCCAUUUGCAAGACUAUAUCUUGUUUGUUGCCUGAUGAUUUGGAGGUUAAACGUGCUUGUCAACUGAGUGAAUUUCUCCUCGAGCCAAAUGUGGAUGCAUACUAUGCUGUUGAAAUGCUAUAUAAUCAGCCUGACCAGAAAUAUGAUGAAGAAAACCUUCCAAUACCAAAUUCAUUACGCUGCGAGCUCUUACUUGUAUUAAAAACUCAAUGGCCUUUCGAUCCAGAAUUUUGGGACUGGAAAAUGCUAAAACGUCAGUGUCUUGCAUUGAUGGGAGAAGAGGCAUCAAUUGUAUCAUCAAUAGAUGAGCUGAAUGACAGUGAAAUGCAUGAAAAAGCAGAGGACUGCCAAGAUGAAAACAAAGAAAGUUUAGUGAACGGACUUUCUGGAUGUUUUGAUGAAGCUACAAACUUACUUAGAAGCAUUAGAGAUAAAAAGCAGAAAAACCGAGAAAUAAAGAAACUGAGAGAGCGAGGGUUCAUAUCUGCUAGAUUCAGAAACUGGCAAGCAUACAUGCAAUAUUGUGUGCUGUGUGACAAAGAAUUCCUUGGACAUAGAAUAGUAAGGCAUGCACAGAAACACUAUAAGGAUGGAAUCUAUAGUUGCCCAAUAUGUGCACAGAAUUUUAAUUCUAAAGAAACAUUUGUUCCGCAUGUCACACUACACGUUAAGAAGUCUAGUAAAGAGAGACUGGCUGCAAUGAAACCACUGAGAAAAUUAGGAAGACCACCUAAAACAGCAACCACUGGUGUGAACAAGAAGAACAAUACUGUAGUUAAGCAGGAACAACGGCACAUAAAAAAGAACAGCCUUUAUGCAGCAGACUUCAUUGUUUUUAAUGAUAAUGAUGGUUCUGAUGAUGAAAAUUUUGAAAAAGACAAAUCUUACAUUCCAGAGAUAACACCAGUUCAGAAACCAUUGCCUGUCAAUGAGUUUACAUGUCCUGUUAGCUUGUGUAAGAAAGGCUUUAAAUACUUUAAAAAUUUAAUUGCACAUGUGAAAGGUCAUAAGGACAAUGAAGAAGCUAAACGGUUUCUUGAAAUGCAGAGCAAAAAAGUCAUUUGCCAGUACUGUAGACGCCAUUUUGUAAGUGUUACCCACCUCAAUGAUCAUUUACAAAUGCAUUGUGGCAGCAAACCCUAUAUCUGUAUCCAGAUGAAAUGUAAAUCUAGCUUUAAUAGUUACGCUGAACUUUUGAGUCAUCGAAAAGAGCACCCACUCUUCAAGGCAAAGUGUAUGUUUCCGAAAUGUGGGAGAGUGUUUUCAGAAGCAUACUUACUUUAUGAUCAUGAAGCACAGCACUAUAAUACCUUCACCUGCAAAUUUGCAGGUUGUGGAAAAGUUUACCGCUCCCAAAAUGAAUUAGAAAAGCAUAUUGAAGACCAUACUAAAACAUCUGAAAAAAUACAGCUGACUGAUGGUGAGAAUAAUUCUUCCCAACCUUUAGAAGAAAAUGAGAAUGCUGAAGAAAUCCAUCCAAAAGAAACAUUUGGUCUACCACCUGAAAAUGGUAUAAAUAUCUGUGCCAAAGCAGAAAAUUAUGUCUCAGAUCAGCUCAAAGAUGAAUCUCUCAAGACUGAGGGAACAAAAAUGCCAGCUAGUGUACUGGAACAGAUUAAUUCAAUCACUGUAGAAGGUGUGGAGCAACCUAUGCCUGCUCCUCCUGCAAAGGCAGAAUCGGUAGCUGUAGCCAGCAGUGUUUUGAUGCCUCUUCUAGGCCAAAGAAUUAGAGAAAACAUGGCAAGAAAAGGUAAAUUACCUGCUUUGAGUACUAAAAUAGAUACUGGUGCACCUGCAGUCCAACAGUUAUGCCCAACAGUUGAAGAUACUUGUAAUGAUCUCGCAGUGUUCCAGGAAGGAAAGGAACAUGACUGUGUUGGUGAGUCCCAAACAGUUUCCAUGCAUUCAGUUAAACUUGAACCUGAAGUUCUUGCAUCAAAAAGCCCUGAAAAGGAGAUAAGUCUUAUGUCCUUCAUGCCGAAUCAAGUAGGCUGUCAAAAUUUACUCUCUCCCAAACUUCAGAUGGAAGAGAGCAUUAAGACUGCUCCCAAUUUUUAUAAUUUGCCUCUAAAGACUUUUGAAGGGGUUGCACUUGCUCCAACACAGAGCAGCCUCGGCACUCCUUUUGUUCCAGUCAAACCAUUGGCAGCUCCAGUUCAGAAGUUCACUUGCCAAGUUGAUGGAUGUACUCGAGUCUACAAUUCUUGCCAAAGCAUUGGCAAACAUAUGAAGACAGCCCAUCCCGAUCAAUAUGCUGCAUUUAAGAUGCAGUGCAAGAAUAAAAGGAGUAAAAAAACAAACAGUUUGCAAAACCUGACAAAUGAUAGCAAAAUUGUUUAUUUUUUACCAUCACAAGUAUCUACUCCCACUAGUGAUGCUUUUCUUCAACAAGCCAAGACCACUUCAAAUCCCUCUUGUACAAGCCAACUGCAGCAGCUGUCUAACGCUCUUUUUCCAACACGUCUGGAAAGUAUGACUAAUUCCCUAUUACCCAACGUGGAAAAUGUUAUAAAUAUAGGUCUAUCAUCGCAUAUUAAAAGUGAAACAGAGAAUAUAUUAGGCGCACAAUUGGGAAGUUUGUCCAGUGCAACUUUACCUUCACAGCUGGAUGAUCUAGAAAAACCAGUUAUGCCUCUGAACAUUGACAGUGGUUCAGAUCCUUUCCUUCCUUUACCUUCAGAAAAUGGUCCAAUUUCUCUCUUUCCUUCUCUUGCUGAUAAUGGUCCGAGUUCUAUUUUCUCACAAAUGGAGAACAAUACCAGUCACUUUUCCUCCCUAGAAGUAAACACUAACUCUGCUUUUACAAAAGAGGAAAGUGUUGAUGUGCUCUUCCCUUCACAAGUGAAUAAUGAGAGUAACUUCAGUGAAACCACUCCGCAACUCCUUGUUUCAGAAAAAGGGAAAAAGGUUCGUAGGCAAGGUCCAGAUGGAAAAGAAAAGAAGCCAAAGCAAAACAAGCGGGCGAAAUGGCCAGCAAUAAUCAGGGAUGGCAAAUUUAUUUGUAGUCGAUGUUAUAGGGUUUUUUCCAAUCCUAGAUCACUUGGUGGCCACCUGUCUAAACGCUCCUAUUGUAAGCCCCUAGAUGAAUCAGAAAUUUCUCAUGAAGCUCUGCAGCUUAAUGGACAAUCUUCUCUUCUUGCCAGUAUGAUUCUUUCUUCAAAUGCAUUGAGCUUACAGCAGCAACAGGAGCCAACUUUUAAUCCAGAAGUGUGUUUUAAAGAGCCAUCAUUUCUUCAGCUGCUGGCUACCGAAAAUCGGUCUACUGCUUUUUUCCAGAACUUGUUUCCGCGGACUAAUACGACUACCUUCAAUGCAAGUGAAAAUGAAGAAGGAAAUGAAAUUAUCAAACAGGCCUUGGAAACUGCAGGCAUUCCAAGUACUUUUGAUUCUACAGAAAUAUUACCACAUGUAAUUACAACUAGCUGUAUCACUGGUACUACUGAAAUAAAUGCAACAGUUUUGCCAAAUCCAGGUGUGUCACCUUCAUUACCAACUACCUUGCUAACAGACCAAAACAGAACAAUUAACACCAAAAUUUCCUCAGAAGAAUGCAACAGCUUACCAGUAUUUCCAGAUGACUUAAUACUUAAGACUAUUGAAAAUGGUUUAUGUUCCAACUUGGUUUCUAAUUCUGCUGCCACAGCACAUAAUUUUGGAAAUAAUACUUCACGUAUUUCAGUCAUAAGUAGCAUCAAAAAUUCAGAAUUGUGUAACUUAAAGAAAAAGGGGAUUGGUGGUUCAAAGAAAAAGAAGAAAGCUGCUGCUGACAUUUCACAGAAAUUAGUAAUUAAUGAUUUGUCAACAUUGGGGCUUUUAGCCAGAAAUGCUGAAGAAAAUGUGCAAAUAUCGACAGAGAAUCUCCAGUCAAAUGUAUUGACAAAAUAUGAGUCUGAAGUGUUAAUGGAAAAUCUUACACAAAAACUGAGCAAUGUGGACAGCGAGUUAAUUGCUAGUGUCAAAGAGAACUUUAAUACUAGUCAUGACACUCAUGGAGAAACAGUUUGCUUAUCAGUGAAAUCUGAAAAUGACAACUCUCAGGUCACUCUAGAUUCCCGCAUUCAAGAAAAUUCCAAUUUGGAGAUUUCAGAGCAGAAUGUAAUUCAAAACUUUGAGAAGACCCUUGAAAUAAUUAAAACAGCUAUGAACUCUCAGAUGGUAGAAGUUAAAAUGGAAAACCAGGAAGUGUCGAUUGAGUCAUUGCAGAGUCAGCAAAUCAGUACUGCUGAGUGUACACCAGAAAACCCUUCACAAACUCUUCAACCAUCCAACCUUGUGCAACACAUAGCAGACACACAGAAUGUCACCCUUGAUCAAAUUAGCCCUUCUAAGUAUGAAACCUCUCACAAAGAUGAUAUUCAGAUUAUGGAAAUAUUAGAAGGUUUGAAAAAGCUGAAGUUAGAAAGUGAAACUUCAAGUCAAGUGUUUGACAGUAUAAUUCAUUGUCUUCCAGCAGAUUCACUACCACAGAUUCUUGUUCCGCUUGUAACAACUGAGAGCACUUCUCCUGUCCAGCCACCUUCAGAAACGCAUAAUCGGUUCAGUGAAAAAGCCCAUAAACCUUUUAUGUGCCAGGCCCCAAGCUGCAGUUACAGUGCUAUGACCAAGGAUGCAUUAUUUAAACACUACAGCAAAAUACAUCAAUACACUGCAGAAAUGAUACUGGAAAUUAAGAAACACCAGUUGAAAUAUGCACCCUUUAAAUGUGUUGUAGCUACCUGUCCGAAAACAUUUACAAGAAAUUCUAACCUCCGGGCCCACUGUCAGCUAGUACAUCACUUUACAACAGAGGAAAUGGUAAAACUAAAAUUAAAAAGACCCUAUGGGAGAAGAUCCCAAAACAAAACUGCAAACUUAACACCAAGGCCUGUUGAACUAAAGAGUAUACCUUAUGUGUUAAUGGAAAGUACACAUGAAGCACAAUUGACUAAAGAUCUUGAAAUAAAGAAAGAAGCAUGUAUAGAAUCUGUGAAAGUGCCAGAAAUCGUGGUGCCAGAGAGGGUAAUGAUAGAGGAGGUGGUGCCAGAAAGUACACCAGAUGUUUCUGAAAAAAUGGAAAAACCUCCCCAAGUGGUUACCAUUCCUCCUGAACUUUAUAAUGUUGCCACACUGAGAAACAUACAAGUGCAACCCAAAGUACGCAAAAUUAGAAGACAUAGGAAAGAAAAAGAGGAGAAAAAACACCCCAAACCAGCAUGUAAAACUUUAGAAUUUCCUACUAGUUAUAGUCCCUACAGACCUUACAGAUGUGUACAUCAAGGUUGUUUUGCUGCUUUUACAAUACAGCAGAAUUUGAUUCUUCAUUAUCAAGCUGUACACAAAUCUGAUCUGCCUUCCUUCUCUGUGGAAGGAGAAGAAGAAAGUGAGCCGAGUAAAGAUGAGGAGUUUUGUAAAGAAGAAGAUUGUGAUGAAACUGAAACAAAUGUAAUUGUAAAAGAAUUCAGAUGUGAGGUGAGAAAUUGCUCAAGGAUAUUUCAGGAAGUCACUAGUCUUAUUCAGCACUACAUGAAGCUUCAUGAAAUGACUCCUGAGGAAAUUGGAAGCAUGAAGUCAGCCUUGGAUGUUGGAAGAUUCCCUUGUGAUCAGUCUGAAUGUAAAUCAUCCUUUACAAUGUAUAUUAAUUAUAUUACACAUUUAGAAGUGGAUCAUGGAAUAAAGAUAAAACAAACAAAAACAGAGGAUGGCAUGUACAAGUGUGAUUGUGAAGGCUGUGAUCGUAUUUAUGCAACAAGGUCUAAUCUCCUACGACAUAUUUUUAAUAAGCAUAAUGACAGGCAUAAAGAUCAUCUGAUAAGACCUAGGCGAUUCUUGACACCAGGUCAGGAAAAUAUUUCAAGUAAGGCUAAUCAGGAAAAAACCAUGAAAAUUAAGCAUAAAGGAUUAAAAUAUAGGGCAGGAAAGAAUGGAAACAAAAUAUCAAUUAGGACUAAGCGAAGGAAACUUAUAAUUGUUGAAAACAAGAACUCAAAAAUGGGCCAGAUCCAUGAAAAUAAGGCAUAUACUUUGAAAUGUGGAAAGUAUGUGUACUCAAUAAAGAGUAGGCAUGAUGCUUUAUCGGAAUGUUCAAGCACUUUGGCCACACAAUAUCCAUGUAUGAUAGAAGGCUGUUCAUCAGUUGUCACAAGUGAAAAUAAUAUAAUUAGACAUUAUAAAUGUCACAAGUUGUCCAAAGCAUAUACUUCAAAACACAGAAAUAUCCUAAUUGUCUCAAACAAACACCCAGAUUCAUUGGAGAAAGAAGUAUCUUCACAAAAUGAGACAAUUGAGGACAAAACAUGUGAUGCAGAAUUGCAGCCACAUUUGUCUGAAACCCCUGAGAACUUGAGAGCCUCUACACCAGUGGCACAAAAAGAACCUGAGAAGAGUGAGAAGGAUGAAGUGGAUGAGCUUGCAGAAAUGUUCAUUACCAAACUUGUUAAUGAGGACCUCACAAGUUCAGAGAAUCAUGGAAAGCCGCCUUCUGAUGUAAAUAAUGACUGUCAAGAAACUAGUUCUUGCCUUUCGGAAAAUCAAAACGUAAAUGGUAACUUAAAAAGAGCAAACAAAGAAAAAAAUCCUCAGAUUAAAAAGAGGAAAGUUGAGAAACAGGAAGAAAUCUUAGCUGUUGAAGUAAGUAGUGUGCGGAGAGAGGAGGAAACUGCUGUUGCUGUUCAAACUGCUGAAGAGCAAUCCGCAUCUUUUGACUGGAGUACAUUUAAGCCUAUGGGAUUUGAAGUAUCUUUCCUCAAGUUCCUUGAAGAGUCUGCAGUGAAGCAAAAGAAACCUACAGAUAGAGCCUGCAAUAGCUGUGGAACCAGAAAAGGUUCUCAUUCAAACUCAAGAAAAUCUAAUGACAAGUCCUCGUUUGCAAGAACACGAUCAUGUUCUGAAAGUGAAAUCUAUGUACAGUUUGCUAACCCAUCACAAUUUCAGUGUAGCGGUACUGUAAAAAUAGUUUUAGAUAAGACUUUUAAAAAUUGCACUGAGCUUGUGUUGAAACAGCUUCAGGAAAUGAAACCUAUUGUCAGUCUGAUAAGACUUGAUGGACAUUUGGUGACAAAUCCAGAGGUUACGAAAUAAUCGGGUAAUAUGUGUGGACUAUAUGUUCUGAUGAUUAACGUCUAAACAUGACCUGUACUGCAUUUUUUAAUUUUAUUUUAGUAGGAAGCCAUUGAACAUGAGACUAUUUCUUAAGGUUUUCUGUUGAAGUGAUUUAACCUAGCAAAAUCAUGACAGUGGUCAUGUAAAUUUCUUUGUUUUUAUCCCUAUGGGACUUGGAACAGAAUCAUUGUUUCAGUUUUGUAAAUAAUUGAUCAGAACCUCAAUUUUUUAUCAGAUUUUUGUCCUUUUCCAUGACUCGAAUAUUUGUGUAUUGUCUGUGGUAUUUUUCACUGGGUCACUGCUCAUAUAACAGUACUUUUUAUUUGUAGAUACAUUUUUGUAUAUAUUUAUUAUUGUAAAUCAUUUGCUGCUGUUAGCAGUCUGUAAGUCUGAAAUAUUAAAUGACACGUUUAUAUUAAGAAUUUUAAUUUGUAACUAAGUGAUCCAGUUUUUAAAAUAUUCUUUUAAACUUUUUAAAGUAACAACUAGGUAAGUCUACCAUAUCCAGUUUCGUUUUGCAUAAAAUGUGUGUACAGGAGAAGAGAUUGAUCAGAUCACACUUAAUUGGUUAAAAUACAUACUGACACAAUUGUGUUUGUAACUUGAAACAUCCAAUAUCUUUGGAUGGUAUUCAUAUGUACUUAACUCAAACUUUUUCCUAUAACUGCAUUUGCAUUGCUUUUAAUUGGAUCAAAAUUCUUCCACUUCCAUAAUAUAAUGGAAAUGUAAAUUUUAAAUAGUUUGCUGACACUGAAGAUUUUAAAAAACAUUUUGGUAUUGAAUAACCCAUCGUGAAUGUGAUAGAAAAUUAGUAGUGUGGAGCAGUGUAUAUUUUUGAGGUGGUGAUUUGUGAAGUAGCCCAGUAUUGCCUUAAAUAAAAUCACAUUUCAUUUCUUGUUUUAUACAUGUUAUCUUACAAAGGUCCUUUUUGUUUUUGAACUUUAGAUUUAUUUAUAGGGUAGCAUCUACAACACAUCUUUGGAAACAAUCUUUUUUAAUGAAUGCACUUUUACACUACUUGUUUUGAUAUUGCCACCUUGGUAUCUGUUUUGUAAAAUAUAUACUGUAGCAGCAUUAGAAACACAAUAUUUGCUUUUUCAAUGGAAGAUGAGAGUUUGUGCUCUUCCAAGUAUACUUACACAGCUUUCAUAAUAGAUGACAGCCUCUCUUCUCAUUCACAGUUACAGUAGAAAAUGGAAGUUUCCUUCUGCCUUUUUUAGAAUUAAGUUUCCUUGUCAUUUGAAGUUCACAUUACAUGCACACAAAGAUACUAAUAGCACAUCAAGUUGAUGCAGGGUAUUAAGGCAGAGAGACCAUGUCCCACCCACCAUAUUGAACUUCACUCAAGAUGGCCCUGCUAUUGAGGCAUCAAACAAAUGACUUCAGGCUCUGUCCUAGUAUCUCAGAAACUUCUUUCCCAGCAUCAGAGCAAGGGAGCAGUAGGUGAGAAAAAGGAAUUCAUGAUGAGCUGGUGCAUGAGCUAGUUGCAGCCUAGACUUACUCCUUCACUUGACACCAGGUUGAGACAGAUUAUUAGCAACCCAGGACUUGCCAUCAUGGUAGCAGUAAAGAUUUGUAUUUGAGCUCAAAACACUUGUUCCUGCUAAAUGUUUUAUGUCACCAAGGUCAAAAUAGAAGUGUGAUACUGCCAUAAUAAAGAGUGCAUGUACACACAAGCCAGAAAAAAAUAAGCACAACUUCCUUUUCAUAUAUAAAUAUAUGGCUGAUGCAGCUGGAAAAGGAUUGAAUUGUGAUGGGUCAAAUGGAUUCUCUUACUGAUUGUUACAGUGAAGCCUGUAGUAGAUAAAACUGACUAAUUUAUCUUCUGCAGAUUAUCACUGUUGCAUACUUGAUAGCCUUAUUUUCCAUGAAUUUGUCUAGACCUUUUUCAAAACCUUGCAAAUUGGUGACCAUCACUUCCUCCUAUGGGGAGUGAGUUCUGUAGCUUAACUAUGAAGAAGUACUUUGUUCUGAAUUCUCCCAUCCUUCAGCUUUGUUGGAUGUCCACCCUAUUCCUGUGGGAAGCCCAAAGGAAGGACAGAGCUUUAUGAGACUGGGAGAAAAACUUCUCUGCCCACUUUCUCCAGGUCAUGCAUAAUUCCAUGCAUUUCUAUCAUUUCUCCUCAUACGUAGCCUUUCUCUAAACUGAAAAGUGUAAAGUAAUGCAACCUUUCCUUAUCUGCUUGAUAAUUUUGGGUGCCCUUUUCUGAACCUCUUCUAAUUAUAAUAUCAUUCUCGGGAGGUUAUGGACUCUCCUUCCUUGGAAGUUUUAAAGUAAAGGUUGGAUGGCCAUCUGUCAUGGAUGCUUUAGUUGAGAUUCCUGCGCUGCAGGGGGUUGGACUAGAUGACCCUUUGGUCUCUUCCAACUCUACAAUUCUAUGACUCUAUCUUGUUUUCAGGAGACCAGAACUGUAUGCAGUAUUCCAAAUGUAGUCAUACCACAGAUUUGUAUAAUGUAACGAUAUUGGUAGUUUUAGUCUUAUUUUCUUUCCUAAUGAUCUGUAGCAUGGGAUUUUUUUUCUACAACUGCACACUGGAUUGACGCAUUCUGGCUACCUGCUAUGACCCAGUCACUGCCAGUUCAAACCCUAUAAAUGUAUAUGUGUAGUUAAGAUAUUUUGCUUCAACAUCUGUCACCUUUCACUUUUUUACAUUGAAUGACAUUGGGCAUUUUACCAUUCAUUCCAUUUGGAGAGGUCCUUUUGGAGCACAGGUGUGUUUAGAUGAUGGGACACAAUAUUGCACUUGUGGACAAGUUAUGAACGGCAAUUUGCCUGACAACCCUCCCCCCCCUUCACAGUUCUUUUGUAGAACCCAACAAGUUGUCCAGAAUAGGGCAUGAAUGCCCCUCCCCAUCCUUCUGCAAAUAGGAAUCCCUAUUGGUUACCCUUUGAGCCCUGCUCUCACUGUCACUGGCCUAACAUCCACCCUUAAUAACAAUCAUUCUAUCAUAGUUGGUGUAUCUUCUCAUUCAGGAGCUCCCCCCAGUUUUUGGUAAGCAGUCUAUUCUAGAAAAAAAAAGUUAUCUGUUCAUUAGGCAGUUAGAAAGUAGUUAGCCCUUGGAAGAGUUGGGAAAUUGAUAUAUAAAUCAGAGACCUUGCUUGUUAGGAAAUUGGAUGGGUGCAGCCCCCGAAACCCACUUUUGCCCUCAGCUAUUGGAUAUAGUAUGUUGAUGUCUGUGUUCCCUUCCAAAACAUCAUAUAGGAAAAGGCCCACAGAUAAGGCAAAUGAGAUACGCUUGAAUACAAUUAGAGUGGUGAAAAUACAAAUCUCUUUCACUUUAAGAAACGGUAGGUUUUUUAAAAUACAAAACUGAAGUCAUUGUUCACAUGGAAAUACUUUAAUGUGUUUACUUAUUUUAUUUCAGCAAAAAUUGCCUUGAUCUAAAUUUGCUGACAUCACACUGUUGCUCAGAAAAAGUGGAAGCAACUUGACAGCUAGCAUUUAGUAUUCUGGGGUGCGUUGCGCUUAUUUCUGUAAAAAUGUCAUGAGAAUUGUAUAUGUAUGCUUUGUAACGAAAAGGUAAUUGAUUUAAUAGCCUUCAACAGUGACCUUUUUUUGUUCUUUGACAUUUUCUCAUGUCAAAUCCUCAUGCAGUGCUUUCAGAUGAGCUUUACCAGAGCCAGAGCUUAGUGGUUAAGCAUGCAAGAAGGUCACAGGUUUGAUCCCCAAAACCUCUGGAUGGAGCUAGGAAUGAUCUUUGUCUGAACCCUUGGAGAACAACGGCCAGUCAGGGUGGAUAAUACUGAGCUAGACGAGGCAAUGGUCUGGCUAGUUAUAAGGCAGCGUUCUGUGUUCUUGUGCCCUUGGAUAAACUACUUGUAACGCCACAAAUCACCAAUAGGUUAUUUGUUCUAAAUCUUGGUGGACGUUGGCUGCCUUAUUUUAUUCCAGACACAUCAUUUUGGAUUUCAAAGCCAAAGAUACUGGGAAACUGUAGCAUUUGAUUCUCCUCAGUGUGUUUAUGCUGCUUUUCUGCCCAGAGUGGCUUACAAAAAUGAAAUCAAAACACAGGCAAUUAAAAUCCAAGAAAACAAAAACAAAUGGCAGCAAAAUUAACGAGAACAAGUUUUCAAAUUUUAACGUGUGAAGUGGGAAUCGGAAUCGAUCACAAAGAGCCCAUCGAAGAAAGAAGAUCGUUUAACAGUCAACAUUAAUACGUAGUCUGGGAGUCAGCAUUCCUUUAAAUGCUUUUGACCCAAAUCAUUUUAGGUGUUCAAUGAUAAUAAGCAGCACUUAGAAGUGAGCUCAGAAACUAACUGGAAACCAGUGCAGGUCAGCCAAAACUGGAAUUAUAUCCUGCUUGUUAAGGGCUAUGCUCUUGCUCACUCCACUAACCAACCUGCUGCCAUUCCUCCCACAUUAACACAGAGCUCCCCCUUCCCAUCCCAUGCAACUACGGUACUAAGCUUGCUUUUCACAUACCCAAUCCUAUUUCUGAAGCCACUUUGCUCUUCUGUUUUCAACUUCACCCCCAUGUCCCCCCACAUCUUGUGCAUCCUUUUCACCUUCCACCCAGCUAUAAAGCCACCAUCUCUUCCUAUUCUUCAGACCUUUUCAUGCCCCUGCUUUCAUCUUCAACCCUAUUCCCAUGCCUCCUCGUCCUCUCUCUUUGCAACCCCUUUCGCACCCCUGUUACAUUCCCCCUUUUCCACCCUCCUUUUUCCAACUCUCCUACGCAGAUCACUGCUAUUUCCCCGUCUCCUUUGCUCUCCUCUUCUGCAGCCUCCUGCAUGUGUCUGUGCUUAUAUAGGUUACUGUAUCAUUAAGAAGAGCAAAUCUUAAGAGCAAACCUGUCAGCAUGAUCAGUUAGAGAAGGUAAAGUUCAGCUGGUGAAUGUUGUACAUGUAUGGGUUUUUACUCCUUAAUAGCACCAAUCUUCUAAAUUACCACAUGAAAUCUGGAACUUCAUACUGAACACAACAGAUACCAGAAGAAAUACAUUGUGUGAAAGUACUAUGGGAUAUUUGAGAGCUCUGCUUCAAUUACAGGUACCUCUGUCACGUGAGGCAGAUGAGGAAUAGAAGAGGGAGAAGUUUAAAACAGCAAUUCCCUGCCCCUUACAGUGUUGCUCCCUUCUUGCUGUACUCAAAGGCAGAAGUUUGAGUCAAGUAGGGGUGGAGUUACACUGAGGGGUUUUCUUUAUUUAAAAAAACACCAGUUUUAACAUGGAGAAAUGUGAUGGGAUGGGUACAACGCAAAAAAAGUAAUGCAAAACAGCCUUUUCCAACUUCCUUCUCACUGUACUCUAAUAUUGUUUCAAAAUGCCCCUUAACCCCUGCCUGCUCUACUCAAGCUUUUGCCAUUGUUUAAAAUCGCCACUGAGUUUCUCUCCAUCCCUGCUUUAUUCAAACCUCUGCUGUUAUUUAAAACAGUUAUUUUACUCUCUGUCCUCUAGUGUUUAAAACCACCAUUUCCCCCCCUCUUAGCGUCCCUCCCUCCUCUCCCCAUG